CAUGGAUCGUCGACAAGCAGGGUCGAAUACCGUGCCAUACUAUCCGGCUUAGGCCCGUAGUGCAAAUAUCAACUACUUGAAUCAUGUCGGAGCAAGCAGCACAGGCGAUGGCGGACGUGCGCACAUCGAGCAAAGGGCAGCCCGACUCGCUGCCCAUGUUGGAGAGCCCACAUACUGCCCUCUCGCAGUCAGCAUUGAUAAAUCCGGCACAAGUCCAAAUGGAUGCAGAUGGAGAAGAAGCGGCGGAGUCCGUGGAGGCGGAAAAAGGUCAAUAUGAAGAUGUAACUGGAGGUGCCAAGACCGUCUACGGAGUCGCAAAGGCGCACAAGCACAUCGAACCGGGGGACCUUGUCGUUCUUUUCAUUAGCCGUCAUACAACGCCAGUUCCCAUCACAGUCACACCUGGAGAACAAUUCAUCAAUACGUUUGGCGCCUUUCCCCAUUCAAGCAUGGUCGGACGUUCUUUUGGCAGUCGGCUAACUACACGCAAUGGGAAAGGAUUCAUUCACCUCUUACGGCCAACUCCCUCCUUGUGGACACUUGCUCUACCGCACCGCACCCAAAUUCUCUACCUGCCAGAUAUUUCUUUCAUCAUCUCCCGCCUAGGGCUGAGCCCUGGGGCUAAAGUGAUCGAGGCUGGCACGGGGAGUGGAAGCAUGACGCAUGCGCUCGCAAGAGCUGUAGGCACAGGUAGGCAGCAUGCAAAGAGAUGGCGAGGCGUCGAGGGUAUGGGAACGUCCGCGGGGAGAUCAGCUCGCACAUCACAAUCACAAGGUCGCGACGGUUCACAGUGUUUAUUAGCAAAGAAUGGAAGGAACGGAGGGUCAGACAAGGAGGAGAGAGAGGGAGAUGCUGGAGUAACACCGGCGCUGGAUCUCACCCUGGAAGAGGCUGGUGGACCACUGGCCCAAGGAGAGGGGAGAGUUUGGAGCUUUGAGUUCCACAGCGAGCGUGCGAAGAAGGCUAGCCGAGAAUUCGAAGCUCAUGGCUUGUGUCCAAAUAUUGUUGCCAUCAAUCAUCGUAAUGUCUGUAAAUCUGGCUUUGGCUUGCCACCGUCCAUGAGCGCAGACGCCAUCUUUCUCGACCUUCCAGCACCAUGGGAGGCCAUUCCUUUCGCAAGGCGCGCGCUACGCUCCGACGUUGCCACCCAAGUCUGCACAUUCAGCCCUUGUGUCGAGCAGGUCUUGCGCACUGUACAAGCCUUCAACGAGCAAGGUUUCAGCGACGUUCAUACUUUCGAGUCGCUGACUCGGGAUCACGAGGUUUUCACCAACUUUAUGGGGCCAUUGCGGAGUAUCAACGCAGCUGUUGAUAGGAUCAAGCAGAUCGAGAGGAACAAGGAAUUGAAAAGACAGGACCAGAUUGCACGCUCGGAGGUGAAGCGGAACAAGCGCGCGGCAGCGGGUGGUACAAUCGAAGAAGCAGCACCUGCACCAGCUAAGCGUAUGAGGCAGGAGAUCAGCGGCACAGACGAUGAGGUCAUGGAUGAUUCAGAGGGAGUGCAGGAGCUCGCUCCACCUACAAGCUCCGAUCAAGUCGGCAGGAAUGGAAAGUUGGAGCUGGGAGAACCUACAAGCAACUUAGAGGAUUGCACGGCUGCAGACGAUGGAGAAGAGGUAGCAAUCGUCCCAAGUGGCUCGAAAAUUUCCAUCGGUUCUGUCAAGCUGCAAUCUGGCAACGUUCUCACGAGACCAGCAGGAGAGAUGCGAGGGCACACCUCUUAUCUGACAUUCGCGACGCUCAAGCCGCAGAUGCUAGCACAGCGCCAUUAGGAGACCAGGCACGAAGAGGAAGAGGCGUCUGGCAACAAAGCCGAGGCCUCGUCGGAGCCACGUGCCAUGUAGCAUAGCAUAUGUCGAUUUUGAAACAGACAGAGCGUUGAGG
Molecule: messenger RNA, 1884 nt
Organism: Tilletiaria anomala UBC 951
Lineage: Eukaryota; Fungi; Basidiomycota; Exobasidiomycetes; Georgefischeriales; Tilletiariaceae
Product: GCD14-domain-containing protein
Exons: 4
Coding region: 84-1772 (562 amino acids)
Biological process (GO): tRNA methylation
Cellular component (GO): nucleus; tRNA (m1A) methyltransferase complex
Source: RefSeq, a predicted model, not a curated record